AUAACCACCUCCUUAUAUCUACGAAUACAACACAAUGGCUUAUUUUCCAGAAGUCUUUGGAUGGGAACGUCCGGAGCACAUCAAGAGAACUUAUGACGAGGUUGACUUCGACGACAGAACACAGAUCGAAGAAGCUCGCAAGUACUAUAUCCGCGAACAAUGGAUUCGUGUCAUGCAAGCACGAAUUGUACGAGACAAGUUGCAGGAGUGUUACAGACGAGAGGGCGUGAACCACUACGAGAACUGCAGAGAGUUGGCCGAGAUGUAUUUCAAGAUGUUGAAGACUCACCGUGUCACUGGAUACAAGGCGCGUGAGAGGAUUAUCGACUACGAGGGGUAG
Saitoella complicata NRRL Y-17804 is the source of this 340-nucleotide messenger RNA. RefSeq lists its product as uncharacterized. NCBI's taxonomy places the organism in Eukaryota, Fungi, Ascomycota, Saitoellomycetes, Saitoellales, Saitoellaceae. The coding region runs from base 35 to 340 and encodes 101 amino acids. The record is from RefSeq and is a predicted model, not a curated record. The transcript is spliced from 3 exons.